Colletotrichum gloeosporioides is the source of this 1827-nucleotide messenger RNA. RefSeq lists its product as uncharacterized. The transcript is spliced from 2 exons. The record is from RefSeq and is a predicted model, not a curated record. Bases 1 to 1827 code for a protein of 608 amino acids. Lineage: Eukaryota; Fungi; Ascomycota; Sordariomycetes; Glomerellales; Glomerellaceae.
AUGCGUUUCACAAAGUCUCUGGCUCUGCUGGCGAGCAUUGCCUUCGCCGACGCCCAGUUCACGAAGCCCCUGGCAGGAGAUUAUUUCAACAUUGGCGAGAAAUUUGCGAUUGAGUGGGAGACGGCAGGCUUGCAAGGACCCAUCAACAUCGACCUGGUACCUAGCGGAGUGACGGAUGGUUCAGUGGUUGCGGAGAGGAUCGGCGAGCAAAUCCAGAAUGUUGGUCGGUUGUACUGGGCGCCCGAUGCCUCUAUCGCCGCCUUUGACAGCUUCACGAUGGUCAUCACCGACUCCGCCAAGGCCACCGUCAUGUCUCAGUCAUUCAAGAUCAACCAACUUACGGAUCAGCCUAUCGUCCAGACAUAUGUUGGAGCUCAGGUUCAGGUUCUCACCAAGCCGCCCAACGCCCCGAAGACUAUCUACUCUGGUGACCUGCCACCCGAGGCCACCCCGGCUGGACUCGUUGUUGAAGCUGCUCCUGCGAAGGCUGCUCCUGCCAACGGUACGAUUCCUGCCGCUCCCGCCAAAUCCAAUGCUGCUGGCGACGCGACUGCGCCGGCAGAGACCGCUCCCGCGGCAACAACUCCUGCGACUGGCGGUCGCCGCAAGGGCAAGGGAAAGGGAAGAGGAGGCAACAGAAACAGCGACGGCGCUGAAGCAACUGCGGCCCCAACGACUUCUGCCGCGGCUGGCGGCAACGGCACCGAUGCGGCGCCUUCCCCAAUCUUCUCGACUAUCGAUCCCGCUGGAGGCGGCGCUGCUGCUCCUUCGCCUGCUCCCAUCAAAAACAACCAGACCGCGCCUGCAACAACACCUGCCGCGAGUGAACAGAGCCGUGUCUCUAUCAAGCCAUCUGCGACACCCACCGCCUCCCUUCCUCAGGUUCUCAUUCCGCCAAAGAACUCUAGCACUCCCGCCGAGGCAUCUGCCACCCAGCCGGCCGUUCUCGUCCCUGGCAACACGACUGUUCCUGCCGUCUCUACUCCCGCCGAAUCCAAGGUCGCCGUCCCAGCUAACACAACUGUGCCCGCUGCCACCUUGCCCGCGGUGCUUGUCCCUCCGGCUAACACCAGCACUCCCGCCGAGACGGCUGCGGCUUCCGCCUCCCUGCCCCCGGUUCUCAUCCCGUCGAACACGAGCGCUACCGGACUCCCAGCCAUCCCCGCCACCGAGCCUGCUGCUGUCGCCCCGGUCCCUAUCCCUUCUGCUCCCCCGGCCGAUACGAGCGUUCCAGCACCGCCUGCCGCUGCUCCUCCCGCGACCACGCCCUCGGAACUCCCUGCUGAAACUGCCGUCAAGCCGCCUCUUAACCCGGUUCAAUCUUCUCCCCUGGUGCCCUCUGCGGUGACUACCCCCAGCUCCAGUGUCGCACCCGCAACGCCGACUCCUAGCACUGGCAGCGGCGACAAGGAGAAGGGCAACAAGAACGGCAGCGAGAAGGGCUCCGACGCAGGAGGCAGCGCGGAAAGCAGAUCUCCCGUGGCCACCGCGCCGUCCUCGACCGUUGCGUCUACACCUGCUAGCUCUCAGUCUGCCGGCACAGGCUCGAGGCCGACGGCAGUGCCGCAACUGGACACCCCCGCCGAUCCUACCACCAUUCCCCGUCUCGGCGCGAUCAUCUCGCUGCCGUCUUCCUUGAUGACUUCCAUGGUGCUCGCGAGCAACAUCCAGGCCCAGGGAGUCGCGGCACCUACGACCGGUCUCGUCUUUGCCACGUCUCCUCCCUCGGUCCUCACUACGUCUGGCGGAAGCAGGCAGGCGCAGAAGAGCUAUCUUGCUGCGCUCGUUGGCGGUGCUGCAGCUCUUGCGGUCACGUACGUGCUGUAG